Dipodomys ordii (Ord's kangaroo rat) is the source of this 301-nucleotide messenger RNA. Its product is annotated as UHRF1-binding protein 1-like. The record is from RefSeq and is a predicted model, not a curated record. The transcript is spliced from 2 exons. The annotation marks the transcript as partial. NCBI's taxonomy places the organism in Eukaryota, Metazoa, Chordata, Mammalia, Rodentia, Heteromyidae.
GUUUCAGGAAUUAAAAAGAACUCGACUACAAAUUACCAGAGCCCAGCAGAGAGUAUGAAUGCCAGUGCAAACGUGCAGACUUAUGGGGAAAACUCUCCAGAUGCCAUUAGUACCAAUUCAGAGGGUGCUCAAGAAGCCCAUGACGACCUGAUGUCAGUUGUGGUGUUUAAAAUUACCGGUGUGAAUGGGGAAAUUGACAUUCGAGGAGAAGAUACAGAGAUAUGUCUUCAGGUGAACCAGGUGACACCAAAUCAGCUAGGUAAUAUCAGUCUUCGCCACUACCUUUGCAAUCGUCCCAUAG